UAAAAUCCUUCAUAAUAAUUAUCUGUCAACUCAACCAAGACAAUACAUGAUUGGAAUAAAAUAAUGAAGCAUAGUAAUUCCUUUACUUUUUCUCCCUUAUUUUUUUUAAAAAAAUAAAAAAAUAUAUUUUAAUAAUCUCAACUUUAGCCAAUUUUCAUUAAAUAAUCACAACUUUGACAGUUUUCUACAAUUUAAAUAAUCCCAAAUUUCGAUUAUUUUGGAAUAAUCUUAACUUUAGGGGGUAUUGGCUUUUAUCAGGCACAAGUGACCGAUAACUUGUUAAAUAUGUAAUUUAUUUUUAUUUUUUUUUUGUUUUCCUUCCCUUUGGUCAACUCCCAACCACCACCCCUUUGACCUCCCUCCAAGCCACCAGCUACCACCUCCCCCUCUUUCCUAUCCCCUUUCCCAGCCACCUCCGUAACUGGCACCUUCGAAAUUGGCCACCUUUUCCCCUCUCCACCCCUCCCUUGAAACCGAAAAAUGCCCACCCAUGAAACCCUCACCCCCCUUGAAAAACCCCAAAACAAAGCACCCCAUUACCGGAAAACCCAAAAUGAACCCACCCACCAUCGAAAAUCCUCCACCACCACAAAGAAAAAGGAGGGAAAAAAAAAGGGAGGAAAUUGGGGUAGCAAUGUCAAGGUGGGUGUUGGAAUGGUUGUGGGUGAUUGAUGGGGGAUCGCGGCUAGGGGGAGGGGUGACAGAGGUAAGGGGAGGGUGGAAGGGUUAGGGAAAGAAUGGUUGGCAGCGGUGCGGCUGGGAGGGUCGGGGCUUAUUUGACUUUUUUUUUUUUUAAUUUUUUUUAGCAAUCACGUGUUGACAAGUAUAUAUGCAACUUGUUAUAACAAGUUGAUGACCAAUUGAACUUGUUAUAAUAAGUUGAUGACCAAUUAAGCCUAAUAAAUGACAACGCACCCUAAAAUUGGAAUUCUUCAUUAAAAUUAUGGCGAAUCAUGAGGUUAUCCUUGGGAAAAAUCAUGGAAUGGAUUUAGGUCAUGACAGGCAGCUGGUCCUUGCCCAUAAUCAUUCCCUAGGUCAUGAACAUGAACUGGGUUUAGGAGAAAGGCAUGAGCCAGAACUAGGUUUAGAAAAUGCCCACAACCAUGAUGAAUUGGCUUUGGAACAGAGCCAUGAACAUGAAUCGAGUGAUGGGCAUCAUUAUGAGCAAAGCAAUGACUUUCAUAUGGAACAUAAACCUAAUAAUGAAAGCCAUGAAUUUUCUUCGCAGAACAAUGAUUUAGGUAUGGUAGAGCACAAUGAGCUGACUGUUUCCGGCAAUCAAGACCUUGAUGAGGAUUUAGAGUUAGAUAUUGAUCAAAACCAUGAAAUGGGAAUUGAAGCUAUUGAUGACAUGGGUGUUCAGGAGCCAGAAUAUGUACUUAGUCAUAUUAUUCAGGCCCGUUCUUUGGUUGUUAGCCCUAGCCAUGAGAUUCGUGUAGGGCAGGAAUUUCCAGAUGUCAAGAGUUGUCGCAGAGCUUUAAGGGACAUGGCAAUUGCUCUACACUUUGAAAUGCAGACCAUAAAAUCUGAUAAAACUCGCUUUACUGCCAAAUGUGCUGCUGAAGGAUGCCCCUGGCGUGUGCAUGCUGCAAAGCUUCCUGGGGCACCUACUUUCACAAUUAGGACCCUUUAUGAGCUCCAUACCUGCAACGGCAUAGGUCAUCUAGGCCACCAGCAAGCAUCAGUUCAGUGGGUGGCUAAUUCUGUCGAACAACGUUUGAGAGAGAAUCCUAACUGCAAGCCUAAGGAGAUACUAGAAGAGAUCCAUCGGGUACAUGGGAUCACCUUGUCAUACAAGCAGGCCUGGCGGGGAAAGGAGCGUAUCAUGGCAGCUAUGCGUGGAUCCUUUGAAGAAGGUUAUCGGCUUCUGCCACAAUAUUGCGAGCAAAUUAAACGCACAAACCCUGGCAGUAUUGCUUCUGUUUACGCUAGUCCAGAAGAUGGCUGCUUCCAGCGGCUCUUUAUAUCAUUCCACGCAUCUAUAUAUGGUUUCCUAAAUGCUUGUCGACCACUUCUUGGUCUGGAUAGGACCUAUUUGAAAAGCAAGUACUUGGGAACUUUGUUGUUGGCCACUGGUUUCGAUGGGGAUGGUGCUCUCUUUCAUUUGGCAUUUGGUGUAGUUGACGAGGAAAAUGAUGAGAACUGGAUGUGGUUUCUAUCAGAACUCCACAAUUUGCUUGAGACUAAUACUGAAAAUAUGCCAAGGCUUACCAUUUUGUCAGACAGGCACAAGGGUAUUGUUGAUGGAGUGGAAGCAAAUUUUCCUACUGCUUUUCAUGGAUUUUGCAUGCGUCAUUUAAGUGAAAGCUUUCGGAAGGAGUUUAAUAACACAAUGGUCGUCAACCUUUUAUGGGAAGCUGCUCAAGCUCUUACCAUAAUUGAAUUUGAGGCGAAAGUUUUGGAAAUAGAGGAGAUGUCACAAGAUGCUGCAUUUUGGAUUAGAAGAAUUCCACCCCGCUUGUGGGCUACAGCAUAUUUUGAGGGGACACGAUUUGGGCAUCUGACUGCAAAUAUAGUUGAAUCUCUAAAUAUUUGGCUUCUUGAAGCUUCCGGGCUCCCAAUCAUUCAAAUGAUGGAGAGCAUACGGAGGCAGCUAAUGACUUGGUUUAAUGAACGCCGUGAGACCAGCAUGCAGUGGACAUCGAUACUCGUUCCUACUGCUGAAAGGCGUGUUGAUGAGGCAAUUGAGCAUGCUCGCUCUUUCCAAGUUCUUCGUGCAAAUGAGGCAGAGUUUGAAGUUAUAACAAAUGAAGGAUCAAAUUUUGUGGAUAUUCGAAAUCGUUGCUGUCUUUGCAGGGGAUGGCAGCUGUAUGGUCUACCGUGUGCCCAUGCUGUGUCUGCCCUACUUUCCUGCAGGCAGAAUGUACAUCGCUUUACAGAAAGUUGUUUCACCGUUGCAACUUAUCGGAAGGCAUACUCACAGACUAUACAUCCAAUUCCAGACAAGUCAUUGUGGAAAGAGUUGUCUGAAGAGGACUCGGAUGCUACCAGAUCUGAUGGGCCUAUAAUUAACCCUGCUACCAAAUCUGAUGGGACUAUCAUUAACCCUGCUACCAAAUCUGAUGGGACUAUCAUUAACCCACCCAAGUCUCUUCGCCCUCCUGGAAGACCUAGAAAAAAAAGAGUUCGAGCUGAAGAUCGUGGCCGUGUUAAACGGAUUGUGCAUUGUAGUCGUUGCAAUCAGACAGGUCAUUUCAGAACUACUUGUGCCGCACCUAUAUGAAUUUUUAUCUGAAGAUUGGCAAAUUGGGCGGUGAUUAUUAUGUAUUUCCAUAUAUUAGUUAAAUAGAAACUUCAAGUUUCUUGUAAGCCUUAUAUUUAUUUUAUGCAACAUUCUAGUUAGUUAGAAUAGCUUGUCUAUAUUGGUCUCUUACCUAUUAUUAUAAGGAAAAUAUGUGAACAAAGCAUUAGCUGCUAUAUACCUAUUCAUAACGAAUAAUACAAUUACUGUGGAAGAGCUUAUUCA
Molecule: messenger RNA, 3466 nt
Organism: Chenopodium quinoa (quinoa)
Lineage: Eukaryota; Viridiplantae; Streptophyta; Magnoliopsida; Caryophyllales; Amaranthaceae
Exons: 1
Coding region: 944-3223 (759 amino acids)
Molecular function (GO): zinc ion binding
Source: RefSeq, a predicted model, not a curated record